AUGGUUUUUUAUUUUCACAAUGGCGAACGCUUUGCGACUCCUUCCUUAACUGCUAAACGCAGUGUUGAUAGUGCGAUCGACGAAAAACGGUGGGGCACAGUGCCGUGGUUCCACGAGGUUGACAGGGCCGAAGUGACUGGCCGCGUCUCCGCAGGUUUGCUGGUGAUCCUCACCAGCCACGCGCGCCGCUCCGUCAAACAAAAGUCCGCUCCCAGCCCGUCACUCUGA
Molecule: messenger RNA, 228 nt
Organism: Mesocestoides corti
Lineage: Eukaryota; Metazoa; Platyhelminthes; Cestoda; Cyclophyllidea; Mesocestoididae
Source: the annotation of a GenBank genome assembly